AUGUUUAUUUGUGAUCAUAAUAACAAGCGAGUUCAACGAUGGUUUAAAAAUGACACUCACGGACAAACAAUUAUUGCGAACAUCUCAUGUUGGGGACUGGCAAUGGGCAAUGAAGGAUCGUUGUAUGUCUCCGACAAUGAACAUCGUGUAACGAAAUGGCCCAGUGGUCAAACAGUCACUGGUGGUCAUGGACAAGGGCCAGCGCUGAAUCAACUCGGACAACCUAUCCAUUUAUUCGUCGAUGAGAAUCAGUCAGUUUUCGUCGCCGAUGCACUUCAUAAUCGUGUGAUGCAAUGGCCACUCGGUGCCAAAGAAGGCAUUCUUGUAGCUGGUGCAAAUGAGGUGGAGAGUAGUGUCGAUUAUUUGAGUAGUAGGUAA
Messenger RNA from Rotaria socialis, 378 nucleotides. Lineage: Eukaryota; Metazoa; Rotifera; Eurotatoria; Philodinida; Philodinidae. The record is from the annotation of a GenBank genome assembly.